GCCGCCGGGGACAUGUCUAACCCCGGAGGCCGGAGGAACGGGCCCGUCAAGCUGCGCCUGACAGUACUCUGUGCAAAAAACUUGGUGAAAAAGGAUUUUUUCCGACUUCCUGAUCCAUUUGCUAAGGUGGUGGUUGAUGGAUCUGGGCAGUGCCAUUCUACAGACACUGUGAAGAACACACUCGAUCCAAAGUGGAAUCAACAUUAUGACCUGUAUAUUGGAAAGUCUGAUUCAGUUACAAUCAGUGUGUGGAAUCACAAGAAGAUCCAUAAAAAGCAAGGUGCUGGCUUUCUUGGUUGUGUCCGCCUGCUUUCCAAUGCCAUCAACCGUCUUAAAGACACUGGUUAUCAGAGGUUGGAUCUAUGCAAACUUGGGCCGAAUGACAAUGACACAGUUAGAGGGCAGAUAGUAGUAAGUCUCCAGUCCAGGGACCGUAUAGGCACAGGAGGACAAGUUGUGGACUGCAGUCGUUUGUUUGAUAAUGACUUACCAGACGGUUGGGAAGAAAGGCGAACUGCCUCUGGGAGAAUCCAGUAUCUAAACCACAUAACGAGAACUACACAAUGGGAACGCCCCACGCGACCGGCGUCAGAAUAUUCUAGUCCUGGAAGACCUCUCAGCUGCUUUGUUGAUGAGAACACUCCAAUUAGUGGAACAAAUGGUGCAACAUGUGGGCAGUCUUCGGAUCCCAGGCUAGCAGAGAGGAGAGUCAGGUCGCAACGACAUAGAAAUUACAUGAGCAGGACACAUUUACAUACUCCCCCAGAUCUACCAGAAGGUUACGAACAGAGGACAACGCAACAAGGUCAAGUGUAUUUCUUACAUACUCAGACUGGUGUGAGCACAUGGCAUGACCCAAGAGUACCUAGAGAUCUUAGCAACAUCAAUUGUGAAGAGCUUGGUCCUCUGCCUCCUGGAUGGGAGAUUCGUAAUACGGCCACAGGCAGAGUUUACUUCGUUGACCAUAACAACAGAACAACACAGUUUACAGAUCCUCGGCUCUCUGCUAACUUGCAUUUAGUUUUAAACCGGCAGAACCAACUGAAAGACCAGCAGCAGCAGCAAGUGGUGUCAUUGUGUCCUGAUGACACAGAGUGUCUGACGGUCCCGAGGUACAAGCGCGACCUGGUUCAGAAACUCAAAAUUUUACGUCAAGAACUUUCCCAACAACAGCCUCAGGCUGGUCACUGUCGUAUUGAGGUAUCCAGGGAAGAAAUUUUUGAGGAAUCAUAUCGACAGGUCAUGAAAAUGAGACCGAAAGAUCUGUGGAAGCGAUUAAUGAUCAAAUUCCGUGGGGAAGAGGGCCUUGACUAUGGAGGAGUUGCCAGAGAGUGGUUGUAUUUGUUAUCUCAUGAAAUGUUGAAUCCAUACUAUGGCCUUUUCCAGUAUUCAAGAGAUGAUAUCUAUACGUUGCAGAUCAAUCCUGACUCUGCAGUUAAUCCGGAGCAUUUAUCCUAUUUCCACUUUGUUGGCCGGAUAAUGGGAAUGGCUGUGUUUCAUGGACAUUAUAUCGAUGGUGGUUUCACAUUACCGUUCUACAAACAAUUGCUUGGGAAGUCAAUUACUUUGGAUGACAUGGAGUUAGUUGAUCCAGAUCUUCAUAACAGUUUAGUGUGGAUACUUGAGAAUGAUAUUACAGGUGUCUUGGACCAUACCUUUUGUGUUGAACAUAAUGCAUAUGGUGAAAUUAUUCAGCAUGAACUUAAACCAAAUGGCAAAAGUAUCCCAGUAACUGAAGAAAAUAAAAAAGAAUAUGUCAGGCUGUAUGUAAACUGGAGAUUUUUACGAGGCAUUGAAGCUCAAUUCCUAGCUCUGCAAAAGGGAUUCAAUGAAGUAAUCCCACAGCAUCUGCUGAAGACGUUUGAUGAGAAGGAAUUAGAGCUCAUUAUUUGUGGACUUGGGAAGAUAGAUGUUAACGACUGGAAGGUGAAUACACGGUUAAAACACUGUACCCCAGACAGCAAUGUUGUGAAGUGGUUCUGGAAAGCUGUGGAGCUCUUUGAUGAAGAACGACGAGCACGGUUACUUCAGUUUGUGACGGGAUCCUCUCGAGUGCCUCUGCAAGGCUUCAAAGCUUUACAAGGUGCUGCAGGCCCGCGGCUCUUCACCAUCCACCAGAUUGAUGCCUGCACCAACAACCUGCCAAAAGCUCACACUUGCUUCAAUAGAAUUGACAUUCCACCUUAUGAAAGUUAUGAAAAGCUAUAUGAAAAGCUGCUAACAGCCAUUGAAGAAACAUGUGGAUUUGCCGUGGAAUAACAAUGUCCGAGAUCAACCCAGGACUCUCUUUAGGCCACUGACUGACAGCCUUCUUUCAGCGAAGUUUCAUGGAAUGCUGAAAUACAGAAAUUUUCUCUCCUCUUUUUUGAAUGUUAGGACACUAUGAGGGGAAAGGACAAUUUUGAAAUUCCUUUUCAAGGGAAAAAAGGGUCUUUAUGCUUUGCCAUGAGGCCACAUUCAGCUGCUAUUUAAAAUUAAUAUCUUGAACCUAAAGAAUGCUGACUUUUCCUACAUUUCCAGAGUUAGGCAGUAUUCGACACCUAAAAGACUACUAUUUUUAUAAAAGGUAAUCUAUUCAAAUUGCUUCACAGAUUUCAAGUCUCUGAAACAUCAAGACAACUUCAGCAGUCGGUACCAGUCACAUUUCAAUGAAAUUGAAUACAUGAUUGUGAACAGCUCCUGUACUUACUCUUUGUAAAAACAAAAUAAAAUUAUUUUGGAUUAUUCUAACUUUGUAAAAAAAUUGGUUAAAAGAAUCAUUAUCUUUUAAAAAACUAAAACACUUAACAUGUUUAAUUACAUUUUCCUAUAGCAAAGCAUUCUAUUUUGCAUUAUCUGUUCAACCUAGCCUAAGUGAAUCUUUUCUAUUUUUCAAGCAUGAAUUUCCUGGAAUACAACUAUAUCAUUUUGGUUGUAAAAUUCCUAAUACAACCAGUUAGUCUAAACUUAGUAGUUUAUUUGAUACAAUAAAGUAUGUUCUAGGACUCCCUGUUUAAAAGACUUAAAAAAAAAAUUUCUGAUGAUUUUUAUCUGGAACCAGUAUAAUCAGGUAUUUUGGAUAUAUGUUUCAUCUUAAAUGGAAAUACUGCCUUUUUUUUUAAAUAGCUCCUGAUAUCAUGCGGAUAGGAUGGUAUUUUAAUAAUUCUUCUGCUGGGUCAGUUUACCUUUUGAUACACUAUUUCUAUAAACCAAAGUCUCUUUUGAUAAGUGUACCUGAUGUCUAUUACAUUUUAAUUACAGAGUAGGUUUCUGUCAACCAUCCUGAAUCUUUAACUGCUCAUGACAUUUCAUACAACUAAAACAAUGAAAAAGGAAGGAUACACUAAAGAUUAUCUAGGAAAUUUAGAAAGCCCAACUUUUACCAACAACACAAAGCAAAGGUGGUCAUUGAAAUGGUGAGGAAUAUUGAUACUGGAGAAGCAGUGAUUCUAACUCUCUAAAUUACUUUAAAACUGAAGGGUUAAUUUUGGAUAUAAGGG
This is a messenger RNA of Elephantulus edwardii (Cape elephant shrew), 3479 nucleotides long. It is a transcript of the gene SMURF2, whose product is annotated as SMAD specific E3 ubiquitin protein ligase 2. NCBI's taxonomy places the organism in Eukaryota, Metazoa, Chordata, Mammalia, Macroscelidea, Macroscelididae. Bases 13 to 2259 code for a protein of 748 amino acids. The transcript has 19 exons. Gene Ontology annotation, molecular function: ubiquitin protein ligase activity; protein binding. The record is from RefSeq and is a predicted model, not a curated record. Gene Ontology annotation, biological process: ubiquitin-dependent protein catabolic process; negative regulation of BMP signaling pathway.